AUGCUCGACUUCACCGACGAAGAUGAUUCGUACUGGUGGGCCAGAUCGCCAGGCGACCUACAGAUCUUUGAUGUGCCUGACGUGCCGGUGCCCACCCUCAACAUUCAUCCGAUUCUUUACGAGUAUGAAUACGACAAGUGGAUGGAAAGGGUGGGAGCUAUACCGGAAGCUGUAGUCGACCUUGACCCAAACUACAAGCCGUUACCCCCGAGAGAUCUCGCGCCGGAACUUAUGACGGUUCUGAGGUUCGGCAGAACACCAACUUGGCCAGACCUCUGGCGGGACGCGAUCUCAUCGCCCUACUUCGCUUGGCCAAACUACAAGCCCUGUCUGGGCGGCCCGAUAACCUGCUUCACUUGUCUCAAGCCCCUGGACAUCCCGUAUGCCCAGGAGCCGGAGGGUGCCUUCGGAAACUAUGACGGUGAGGCACCAUUCGAAGAUGCCGUGAUCGUCGAGGGAUGCUCUCAUAUAAUGGGCGCCGAUUGCCUCCAGGCGUGGUUGAAAUCCAAAUACCCAAACGAUGGCCAAAAGGACUUUUACCGUUGGGUCCGCGGCGAGAUCAUGCUAGGCGAAUGGGAUGAAGACUUUCAACAAAGAAUCAAACCCUAUCACGAGAACCCGGCCCUGCGGAGAACUAUCGAACCUGGUUGCCCCAUAUGUGCUGCUCCCCAAACAAUCGACACAAACUAUGGCACAGAAACCAUGGAUCGCAGCGCCGUGACCUUCAAGUUCCCCAACAUUAAACGCAUCAACGUGCAGUGCAUUCGGUCGUAUGCCGAAAUGACCGAAAACGACAUGCUCGUUGCUGGGUUUCCCUGGAUUGUACUGUGGUCCAAGAAGAGCUAUCGCGAGGAAGUGGAAAGGCAAGGAGUCUACUUUAGAACCAUAUUAGAACAGCAUGAACAGCUGGGUUGCGAAACACACCCGGACGUCCCCGGCGGGCCUUACAAUGCCCUGGACUACGCCUAUUUGAGGAACAAGGCCUACGAACGUGUGCUCAUGCUCCACGUGGGAGAGUUGCUUUAUCAAGAUCACCUGUGGAGAUCACAGAACCCACACGCGGAUGUUGGCUCGGGCUCGGACGAGGAUAUGAUGGAUGUAGAUUAUGACGACAAUAAUCCACCGCCGCCGGGGGGGGGAGGGCCUGGCGCUGGAAACCGUCAACAGCCACGAACACCACCGAACCGGCAACCGCGACCACCAGUGGUGCAUCGACCGCCGCCGCCGGCAAACCCACCGAACCCGGGCCUGGCGCGGCCGCCGAUUGUCCCACGGUGGUUGAAACAAAGCAAGCGCAAUCCCAACCCCCAUCCAAGGCCGCUGGAUCCAAACGAGCCGGCACCACCGCCAGUCCUUCCGGCGCCGGACCCCUGGCCCCUGGACUACGACACUCCGGAAGAGCUGAACCCCCUUCGGUGUCCCUGGUGCGGCAGAGACGAUUUCAAAAAAGUCACCGAAAGGCGCAAGCACGAGUACAGGUUUCAUAACCGCCCUGACCUGGGAAUGGCGGGAAGGCUAGCUCGAGAUGACCGUCGCGCUGCAAGGAAAGACGCAGCAGACAUGCUUCGAGCAGCGCGUCGACUGCAAGAACUUCAGGCAGCGGACCCACCGCAAGGGGAUGAGCAACAACUUCGACAAGCGCAGCAAGCCUGGCUGGAUGCGCGGAGACCACUGCGACCUGGGACGCAGCCGGAUUCACCGCAACCGCCAGGAGAGGCGAGGACAGGCAGCCCGGCAGUGGAACGUGCAGAGCGACUGAGAGCCUUCUGGUUGGAACGUGCACAGCAGGAUGAACAACAACGUGAGGAGUAUAAGGCUAAGAUACAGCGCGAAGCUACACGACGUGAGCUGGAACCACAUGAAGAACUGUGGCUGCAAGGGGGUCGGGCUGAAGAGGCACUUGUAGCUGCCCGGGUUGGCCGGGAACAGCAGCAGCAGCGGUUCGGGGCAGGAAGGGCUGAAGCAACAAUUUUAGCUGUGCGGCGGCAGCAGCAGCAGCAGCAGCAGACACCAGAGCCCGAAUCACCGCCUGACGAUAUAUACGGCGUAUCACCUCGCAGGUCGUGA
Messenger RNA from Podospora pseudocomata, 2067 nucleotides. RefSeq lists its product as uncharacterized. The record is from RefSeq and is a predicted model, not a curated record. NCBI's taxonomy places the organism in Eukaryota, Fungi, Ascomycota, Sordariomycetes, Sordariales, Podosporaceae. The transcript has a single exon. The coding region runs from base 1 to 2067 and encodes 688 amino acids.